UCAUUGACCAAGCUUGUCAAGAGGCAGAAACGUACAGGGAUGCUGGACUUGAUGGCUUGAUAAUAGAGAACAUGCAUGAUCUUCCCUACACAGUUUGUCCUGGGCCUGAAAUAACGGCAGCAAUGACAGUGGUUAGUGCUGCAGUGAGACGAACCUGCCCCCGUCUCCCGCUGGGUGUCCAGAUUCUGUGCGCUGCAAAUCAACAGGCUACAGCAGUGGCUCUUGCAGCAGGUCUUGAUUUCAUCCGAGCUGAAGGGUUUGUGUUUUCUCAUGUUGCUGAUGAAGGGAUUAUAAAUGCCUGUGCAGGCGACCUGCUACGAUACAGAAAACAAAUUGGAGCAGAGAACAUUCAGAUUUUUGCAGAUAUUAAAAAGAAACAUAGUGCUCACGCUCUGACGGCAGAUGUCAGUGUAGCCGAGACUGCGAGGGCGGCCGAGCUCUUCCUGGCUGAUGGGGUCGUAUUGACUGGAACAGCUACGGCAGUGCCCGCCGAUCCGCGGGAGCUGAAAGAGGUAAAAGAUGCCGUGAAGAUUCCUGUGCUGAUUGGGUCUGGAGUGACUCUGGAGAAUGUGAGGAAUUACUUGGAUGCAAAUGCCUUAAUAAUUGCAAGUUCCUACAGCUUUGUACCUCUCCAGACUAGUAGGAAUGUUAACAACUGCCAGGUUCCUUCCUAUGCACACAGGUGUAAUUAUGAUUGAAGCCUUUCUACCAAAACUGAAAGAGGACUAACAGCCUACAUAAGGCAAGACGGAAGCCGAGGUCCCUUCGUUCUGGCUCACCAAUGCACGACAAAGCAAACAUUUUGGGUAGAGACAAGUUUCCUGUCAAGGACCUCUGAGUUUUCAGUCCCAUCAGGUAGUCCAACAAUGGAAAUAAGUAUUCUGUUUUAUGUAAAUAAAAAC
Messenger RNA from Nothoprocta perdicaria, 902 nucleotides. RefSeq lists its product as uncharacterized. The record is from RefSeq and is a predicted model, not a curated record. The transcript has 7 exons. Lineage: Eukaryota; Metazoa; Chordata; Aves; Tinamiformes; Tinamidae. The coding region runs from base 72 to 698 and encodes 208 amino acids.